Molecule: messenger RNA, 786 nt
Organism: Lotus japonicus
Lineage: Eukaryota; Viridiplantae; Streptophyta; Magnoliopsida; Fabales; Fabaceae
Product: F-box/kelch-repeat protein At3g23880-like
Exons: 1
Coding region: 1-786 (261 amino acids)
Source: RefSeq, a predicted model, not a curated record
AUGCGCCUCGACCAACCUCUCAACAAUCCAUACCAAGACUCCGUCGUUGUUGCCUCUUGCGACGGCAUGCUCUGUAUCACCACCAAUCAACAACGUGACACCGUUUUAUGGAACCCUUCCAUUCAGAAAUCCAAGAAGUUGCCCACCUUAGAAGACUCAAAGCCUUAUUUUGGAAUUAGGCCCAUUGUGUAUGGGUUUGGUUAUGAUCAUGUCCUUGAUAAUUACAAGGUGGUUGCGGUUUUUUGGGAUGUUCGUGUAGCCAAAAUUCACACUCUGGGCACUGAUUCUUGGAGAAUGAUUAAGUAUUUUCCUUCUAGUCCAAGCUCUGAUGCAGGACAAUUGGUUAGGGGCACACUUAACUGGCUCUCAGUUGAUUCGCGGAUUAUUUCGUUUGAUUUGGUGAAGGAGUGUUGUCAAGAACUCUGCCUUCCUGAUUAUGGAGGAGGGGGUGUUAAUGUGACAUUGGAAGUGUUGAGGGAUUGCUUGUGCAUCUUUUGUAAUGCACUCACUUUCGCAGAUGUUUGGGUUAUGAAUGAAUAUGGAAAUAAAGAGUCUUGGACCAAGUUGUUCAGAGUUCAUGACGGCUUUAAUCCGUUGUGUACCAGCGUGCUUUAUUAUGUAUACGAGGAUGAUGAAGUGGUCGUCAUGUCCAAGACAGGUGCGAUUGUUUAUAAUUACAUAAAUGGCACUUCUAGGAGUCCUGAUACUGAAUACAGCACAAAAAUUUCGGAGGGGAUGGUCCCAUACCGCUACAUUGAGAGUUUGAUAUCACCCUGUCUUUCAUAA